UCUGCCAGAACGGGAAGAAAACGAGCAGGCUUCGCGUGUUAAUGUCCGCUUUUCCGGGUUAGUUUUAUACCGACGAUGUGCAAACGCGCCCGGUAACUAGUUCAGUCGCCGGAGGGUAAAAGCAGAACCGUCGACAAAGGGUUGUGAACAGCCCCGGGUCAAGAUCGCGAGAGAUUUUAGAUUUCCCCCUUGUUUUCCGGGCGCAAUGGCCUACUGACUGGCUAACCCGCCCCACUUGAUUGCUUCUUUGUUCCGGUUUCUCGCUUUGUUGGGGUCCCCCCCACCCCGCCGCCGGCGUUAUUUAGAAACAGUCCCGGCCGAGGAUGGUUCAAAACGACAAGACCCUGGAGACGUCUCGGGCGGAGGGCGAGCCGAGCCCCAGCCCUGCCCCGGUCGAGGCUUGCUCCGAGGCCCCCGGGCCGGCGGAGGAGUCGAGCGGCGGCGUUGAAACGACUGGCCGCAGGAAAUUCAUAAGCGGCGUGGUGGAAGGUUUUUACGGUCGACCAUGGACAAUGGAACAAAGGAAAGAGUUGUUCAGGAGGCAGCAAAAAUGGGGAUUGAAUACAUACCUUUACGCACCUAAAGAUGACUAUAAACACAGAAUGUUCUGGAGGGAGCUGUACUCUGUUGAAGAAGCAGAACAACUCAUGACUCUGAUCAGUGCUGCAAAGGAGCAUGGCAUAGAGUUCAUCUAUGCCAUCUCACCAGGACUGGACAUUACCUUUUCCAAUCAGAAAGAGGUUUCAACACUAAAGAGGAAGCUUGAUCAGGUUUCUCAUUUUGGCUGCAAGUCCUUUGCCUUACUAUUUGAUGAUAUUGACCACAACAUGUGCCCUGCUGACAAAGAGGUGUUCAGCUCUUUUGCACACGCUCAGGUGUCAAUCACCAAUGAAAUCUUCCAGUACCUGGGAGAGCCAGAAACCUUCCUUUUCUGUCCCACAGAGUACUGUGGCACAUUCUGCUACCCAGGCGUCGCUCAGUCCCCCUACCUCCACACAGUAGGAGAGAAGCUGCUGCCUGGCAUCGAGGUGCUUUGGACUGGUCCCAAGGUGGUGUCUAAAGACAUCACAGUGGAGUCUAUUGAGGAAGUGUCUAAAAUCCUGAGAAGAGCCCCAGUGAUCUGGGACAACAUCCAUGCCAACGAUUAUGAUCAGAAGAGACUUUUUCUUGGUCCCUACAAGGGCCGCUCUACAGAGCUCAUCCCCCGUCUGAAAGGUGUUCUCACUAACCCUAACUGCGAGUUUGAAUCCAACUUUAUUGCCAUCCACACCCUGGCCACCUGGUACAAGUCCAAUAUGAAUGGGGUGCGCAAAGAUGUGGUGAUGACUGAUGGUGAAGACAGCACAGUGUCCAUCCAGAUCAAGUUAGAAAACGAGGGCAGUGAUGAAGAACUUGAAACAGACAUGCUCUACAGUCCUCAGCUGGCCCUCAAACUGGCCCUCACAGAGUGGCUGGGGGAGUUCGUUGUGCCUCAUCAAUACAACAGCCGACAGGUGCCUCACAGUGGCGCCAAGAGCUCAGCCAUAGAUGUGACAACCCUGGGUGGCCCCUCCCUCUGCUCCGCUACCACGGUAACCACUGUGUUCCAGCAGCCCAUCAUGUCCCCAGUGGCACCGUCGCUCUGUCCCGACCCACACUCGCACCCCAUGGCCAAGAGACAACAAGAGUCAGAGGAGGUGGAGGUGGAGGUGGAGAAGAAGGACUCUGACGAGGAGCCCAUGGAGAUGGUGGUUGAGAAGCAGGAUGAGCUGGAGCCCAACACAGAACCUGACUCGGAGGUGAAGCACGUUGGUCCCAUACUGGCUGACAAGAUGGCUGAGGACCUAAAGCCCAUGGAUACAGACAAAGAGAGCCUCACUGAAUCCAAGUCACCAGAGGAGUCCAUCCAAGAAGACUCUGGAAGCGAUAUUGCCCCCAUGCAGACAGAUGAACAGCUCAAACAGGACAUGUUUGUGCCGGGGCCUGAUGAGAAGCCUCUCUUCACAGUAGAACCCCUCAUGUUGGAAGACCUGAGUUUGCUGGCAGAACUCUUUUACCUACCAUACGAACAUGGACCCAAGGCCAUACAAAUGUUAAAGGAAUUCAAUUGGCUGAGAGCCAACAGCAGCAUUGUCAGUGUCAACUGCAAGGGCAAGGAACCUGAGAAGGUAGCAGAAUGGCAGUCCAGGGCUGAGAAGUUUGAGGAGAUGUGCUGCUCGGUCAUCCAGAUGUUCACUCGUCUGUCCAAUUCUGCUAAUAGAACCAUUCUAUAUGAUCUUUACCCUUACAUCUGGGACAUCAAGAGCAUCAUUUCUAUGGUCAAGUCUUUUGUCCAGUGGCUAGGGUGUCGUAGUCAGUCCUCAGCACAGUUCCUUAGUGGAGACCAAGAGCCCUGGGCCUUUAGGGGAGGUCUAGCAGGAGAGUUCCAGAGAUUGUUGCCAAUAGAAGGGGCAAACGAUCUUUUCUACCAGCCUCCACCCUCACUGCCAACCUCCAAAAUCUAUUCCAUAAGGCCAUACUUCUCCAAAGAUGAGGCUGCCAUCUAUAAAAUCUGCAAGGAGAUGUACUCUGAAGGAAUGGAAGCAGUUCCCUUCCCUGAUCAGGAUUCUGAUCUUAUAGGAGACAGGUUGGUCGGAGGAUUCCUGACUUUGAGUCCAGACUAUGGCUUUGUACUAGAAGAUGAGGAGGGAAUCUGUGGUUAUGCUCUUGGCACUGUGGACGUCAAGCCUUUCAUCAAGAAGUGCAAGAUGAGCUGGAUUCCCUUUAUGCAAGAGAAAUACCACAAACCCGACUGUCAGAAAGACCUUUCAGAAGCUGAGAAGAUGAUGCUGAGCUUCCAUGAAGAGGAGGAGGGGCUUCCGGAGUCCUUUCUCUCUAAUUUCCCAUCUCUCAUUAAGGUCGACAUUCAUGCCAAGGUCACUGACCCCAGUGUGGCCAAGAGCAUGAUGGGAUGUCUGCUAUCUUCUAUCAAGGCUAAUGGGUCCCAUGGUGUAUUCUGUGAGGUUCGCCAGACUGAUAAAAGAAUGCUGGACUUCUAUAGUAAGCUUGGCUGCUUUGAGGUGGCCAAGAUGGAGGGCUUUCCCAAAGACAUCAUCAUUAUGGGCCGCAGCCUCUGAGGAAGGCUGGCUACCGCGACAACCACAGCUCUGUACAGAGAGGAGGGGAAGACAAAGGUGCAUCCAAGCAGCCGUCAACGAGGCUUUCGAGCAUGUCUGCUCCUUUCAUGAGACAAACCUCCGUGAUGAAUUUAUACCACAUAACCAUCUGGGCUAGCCCGAGAUAACCUGUUUUUAGAAUGUGUACAGAAGCACAGCAAUUGCACAUAUUUCUGGUGCUGGUCCUAGAUGUUACGGGCUCUGCCGGACUCAAGAGAGUCUAAAGCCAAAAGGCCAAGCAGUCAUCUACAAUCUCAGAGAGUCAGUUGAUUUGAGCCAACAUGAAAGAGUCACCCUCCACUUAUGAUUCCUGGGGUACUACUUGUACCAACAAAGCUCCAGGUCCAGGGGGAAAGAGGUGGCCUAUAAAUCCAUAAGCCUUUAUCAUGUAACCUGGUAGACACUACAUCCAUGUGGCCCGCUGGCCAGAUGGCUGAGUGUCUGUAUUUAGCUAGACUGAGGUAAAGGUUUGAAAUGAAGGUGGCCUGUUUCUCAGUUAGGGUCCUACUACCUUUUGUCCUGCUACGUUUGAACAGCUUUGACAUAAAAGAAAGAAUGCAACUGUAAACAGAUGUGGGACACAACUGUAAGGGUUGUAAGGUGUUUUAUAAGAUUUUGCCUUACAUCGCUUUAUAGUGAAAGUACCAGUCAGGCAGGGACACAUUUGGGGAGCGGAGCCUUAAAUCAUUACUGCUGGUAGAAGAGCCAUGUCUCUUAACACAAAGCCGUGAAGUAACUGGGGUUUUAUACCAGAGGAUAGUAAGUGUAUCCGCACAGGUGGUUUAAAAGUGCAGCUUUCCACAGCUUGUUGCAUUUCUCAAAGCUGAUGUGGCAGAUGUCCAAGAAAAGUAAUUUUACUGAGGGCACUGAAGCCUCAGCUGGGGGUCUUUUGGUCUCAUGGCCGGGUAGACACUUGGAACGUGAAAGGAGCUUAUAUCGGUUAACAUGGUUCUGAACCUAGUUCAUUUUCAGUGCUUUUCUUUUAGCUGGACAUUUCUGAAAACGGUUUCCCCUCACAUGUCCCAGCUUGGCCAGUGCUUUUUGGUUGAUUGCCGUUGAGUCUUAGUUUGGAGAACGCAGACUCCAGUGUUGCGAGGUUGAUUCUGAUUAACUGCUCUCCAGCCCGUCGGUUCAAUGCGGUUAACAAUUGGUGACUUGUUGUUUGGUUAAACCCCAGACCUAGAGCCUGUAGUUACACGGGAUUAUAUGUCGAUUGUCUUAUUUUCAACAACCUACCUACUUCUACACUCCAGCACAGAAUGCUUUUCUUAAAACAUAAGCUGAUAGUUGCAGUAUCGUCACAGAGAGAGAAAUCCUGGAGGGCCUGGAAAAGUGGAGAAUGACACAUUUUCUGAAGGGUCUGGAAAAUGUUUGGAUUUUUUUUCUAUUUCAUAUUAGUUUCAGAUCAGUUUGGUGUUCAUCUUUGAGAUUCUAUUUACAUUUAAAGAAAUGAACUCCUAAUCACAAAUUUCCUCUGUGUGGAGGUUGCGUGUUCUCCCCGUGUCUGCUUGGGUUUCCUCCAGGGGCUCCGGUUUCCUCCCACAGUCCAAAGACAUGUAGGUCAGGUGAAUCGGCUGUACCAAAUCGUCCCUAGGUGUGAAUGUGUGUGUGUUGGCCCUGUGAUGGCAUGGUGGCCUGUCCAGGGUGUCUCCCCGCCUGCCGCCCAGUGACUGCUGGGAUAGGCUCCAGCAUCCCCGCGACCCUGACGGCAGGAUAAGCGGUUUGGCUAGCGGAUGGAUGGAUGUCCCAGAAGAUAGCUGUGGCUGGUGGAAGAACAAAAGCUGAACAUCAUCAUCAGCUGUUUAACAAAACAAAACGAACACUCGGUAUGUUAAGUAUUUGUCAUUGGAUUGGCCUUGAAGAGGUGCCAAGGAACCCUGUAGAAAACCGUGACCGAGAUGACGUGAGCUUCAACACGCCCGCUGCCGCGGCCGACUGGUUCGGGCCCCAUUGAUAACCUCUAACCCAGGACUUAAGCUGUGGAGGGGUGGUGAUGUGGGCUGUGUUCAAGAGAUUGCAGUUUUACUAACUGUUCAGCUGUGCCGUGCCAUACAGAUAUUGUGUGCUUGGCACCAUGGACGUGAACAGUUGUUUCACACUUGUCAGUAACAUUUCCUGCGUUAAUUACAACCUUGCACACUCUUGAAUGAAUGUUGUGUAUACGAAGCCGUAGGCAGCACACUUUGCAUUUGUAGAGGACACUUGAUCCUGUCAAGGUGGCAGCGACUCCUGCUACUAGUGGGAGUUAGAAACAAACAUCCCCUUUUCAUAAUGUGCUGAAUGUUUUAUAUCCUGACGUGUUAACCAUUUCUUUUUUUGUAAAUCCCCUUUGACGAACAGCGCCCCUCUGUUGGUUUCACGAGGACCCGCUGUUGCUUAUGCUUUCCAGUAGCUGCCUGCGAUGUUUUGAUACCGUCUACGUUCAACAUUGUGCAUGAGGUGCAGUGAGUUUGCUGUAGCAGCCAUCAGAGUAACCUCAUCGUAUUCAUAGGGGAAGAAGAAGCACGCUGCCCGCCCGUGUGUGCAUAAUAUUGUGCAACACUGACAGUCUGUAAACUGUUAAAAAUCACAGAAGGGUGAUUUUAUUUUGUAUUCUGAUUUUCUUUUUUAAUGCGGCCUCGUUAUGUCAACCGCAACGCCCUGUUAAGUUAACCUACAUGGCUGUCAAUGAGGUGACCAAGUCAGAUCUUGGAAAAGUUCUCACCCUUGUUCAUAAGUUUGCAGAUCUUGUCAGUGCUCGUUCUUUCCUCUCUGCCAACUUGAUUUGAUAAACCUGGUCUGCAAUUCAAAGAAAGGGCUUUGAUUGUACAUUUUGACUAUACAUUG
Lampris incognitus (smalleye Pacific opah) is the source of this 5960-nucleotide messenger RNA. It is a transcript of the gene oga, whose product is annotated as O-GlcNAcase. NCBI's taxonomy places the organism in Eukaryota, Metazoa, Chordata, Actinopteri, Lampriformes, Lampridae. The record is from RefSeq and is a predicted model, not a curated record. Bases 324 to 3095 code for a protein of 923 amino acids. Gene Ontology annotation, molecular function: beta-N-acetylglucosaminidase activity. The transcript is spliced from 18 exons. Gene Ontology annotation, biological process: glycoprotein metabolic process.